CUGAUGGUUUACAGAUAUGUUGGCGGAGAAGAUCUCUGAUAUUAUCAUUAACGGAUCGAGUUGAUCUAGUGACUUUGGAUAUGAGGUAGGCUUAUCACUUUUUAAUUGUAAUCAUUUUAUUCAUAUUAUAGAUUUCGGCAGCUCUUGAUAUGAUCAUCGCUGGUAAGAGCUGUUUCUCAUUUCCCAGAUAUUAAUAAUACUCUGAAAAAAGAACAAGCCAGUCAUGACAAGGAUAUUUUUAGGAUAUGGAUUGGAGCUCUUUAGUGGAUCCACAUGUACGAGUUUUAUAAUCAUAGUUGUUCUUUAUAGAACCCAUAAAGAGUGGCUUCUUCGGCAAGAAGCCCGGGUACUGGUCGGGAAUAUGGGUUGUCUAUUAGUAUGGCUAUAAAUACGCGGUCUGACAACGUUAGAUCGGUGAUGCGUCAUAAUAUCGACAAUUAUGAGUG
Aspergillus pseudonomiae is the source of this 446-nucleotide messenger RNA. RefSeq lists its product as uncharacterized. The transcript has a single exon. The record is from RefSeq and is a predicted model, not a curated record. Lineage: Eukaryota; Fungi; Ascomycota; Eurotiomycetes; Eurotiales; Aspergillaceae. The coding region runs from base 224 to 388 and encodes 54 amino acids.